Molecule: messenger RNA, 2655 nt
Organism: Pocillopora damicornis (cauliflower coral)
Lineage: Eukaryota; Metazoa; Cnidaria; Anthozoa; Scleractinia; Pocilloporidae
Product: cyclic GMP-AMP synthase-like receptor 1
Source: RefSeq, a predicted model, not a curated record
AUUCAACCAGUGUUUAGGACUUAUUUUCGUUAUCUUAUGGAGUGGGAAUUCGAAGUAAAUGAUUUGAUUUGGUUUAGCGAAUCAAGUGAAAAUCCCUUCCGGUUUUUGGUAAAGUUUGCCGAAGGAUUAGACGAUCCAUACAGGAGGAGAAAGCAUGCCAUUUCAUACGUUGACGCCAAUAAAGCUUUCGAGAAGUAUAUUACCGACUUUGGAUUUUGCAGUCGAGAGGAAAUUGAGGCUCUUAGUGAAGAACAAAGCCGAAGUGUUUUAGUAACAACGGAAAAUCUGCACGGAGCUGCAAGUAGAGCACUGAAAGUUACAGACUUUGUUUCUGGUCUUGAUCUCGGAGAACUACAAGAAAGACUUGUAGAGACAUUUCUUGUUUGUUUGGAUCAAAACUGGAAUUACGUCAUAAGCCCGUUUCAAUACAUAGCAACAUUCGAAGCUUUACUAAAAGUAGUUUUGCGGGAUAGCCCUAGCAUGUCUUGGUUGAAAUGGCAGUUUGACUUGACUGGCAGCUCGGUUGAAAUAGCACAAGUCCCGGAAGUAAGCUAUGAGGAUAACAUCAGUGUGGUACAUGUCAAUCCUGAGUAUGAUAUCAUGAUGAGUGUAUCGCAUACAGCUUUGGGACUUGAAGAUCAAGACCAGUGCAUUGCCAAAACGAAAUACCCAGGAUAUUAUUUUGUGGAGGUUCCUUCAUUCUCAGAUGACAGUGAGGAAGAUUUGUUAAAGCUAACAACAUUUAGAAAUUCCAAGUGCUACCUGUCUGCUGCAAAGUUCAGAAGCGAGAUUUAUCAAAUAAUUUAUGACCUCAAGAUGUUUUCGGAUGUGGUUGACAAUAAAACACCAGGAAAUGAAGAUUUUGAAAUGAAAGUAGCACCUCAUGGGCCAGCUGUUCAAAUUGAUGAGACAUUUGAGGAUGGAGAUCUGUCAUUAUCAUUUGACUUGGUUCCUGCAAUUAGGUUUACCAGCUGGCCAAAAUGCUGCCAGGAAUGGUUGGAAAGAAAAAGAGCUUGGCCUCCACAGGAUCUGGUGCAAGAAAUUGUCCAAGGAGGCUUUUAUCUUGUGCCAAAGGCAUCUCUAGGAGGCAAUGAAGAACUUGAGUGGCGCAUCUCUUUCUCCACAGCUGAAGGAAAACUGAUGAGAGCCAAGGGUCUUGGAAACAGAAACUACUGUUACCGCAUGUUCAAAAUGGCCAUCAAAGAAAAUAUUACCUCAACUUGCAAGCUUGUUACAACUUAUCACUUGAAGACUCUCCUUCUCUGGGCUAGUGAAAGGUACCCACCAGACAGAUGGUCAGAUGAGAAUGUUGCAUUGUGCUUUCUGGGUUUGGUGGAUGAUUUGUUACAUUCUUUGCUGACUUGCUCAUGUCCUCACUAUUUCAUCCCAGAACUGAACCUGUUUGCAAAUUGCAGUACGGACCACUUGCAUUCAAUUGCAAGCAAAGUGUCUGCCAUUCGUAAAUUUCCCUUAAGAUACCUCCAGAGACCAGGAGAAGAUGCAAGAGCAGGUUAUGAUAACUUCAUAUCAGCAAUGAAAGAAUGGGAAGAAAUGGACUUUCAACAAAUAUAAACCUUGCACCCAUUUUUCCAUAUAUUUUUAAAAAAUGUACAAAAUAUCCAAAUUCCAUAGUCUACCCGUAACCCUUUAACACCCAGAAGUGAUUAACAUAAAACUUCUCCCUACAAUAUCCACACAUUCUUCAGCAAACAGGCAAUGAGAAUAUUCAAACUUGUCAGGUAGAAGCUGCUAUCUUGAUCUAGCAUCAAGUUCUCAUAACUAAUUUACAAGGAAAUGUGUAGCAGCUACAGGGGAGAAUUAACAUUCAGAUCUUGGGAGUUACAGGGUUAAAAAUUGCAGAAAAUUGACAAAAGGACAUAAAACCAGAGACGUCAUUUUACUUUAGUAUUAGGAGUAAGGGGUGUCCAAUUGGGUUUGUGGCUAUACAUAUAAUUAAACAGAAUCUAGCAACCAAUACCACUAGGUGGGUGCAUGUUUUGUUCAUCACAGGUAUGAUUACCAACUGAGUUGGAAAACACAAUGAAAUUUCCAAGAAAAACAAACAAAUGGAAAACUUGUACAAAUUAUGUUAAACUUUAAACAAAACUGUCGAUUAAGUUAUCGAAUAUCUUUUGCAGAGAGAUUUUCUAAUAUACUUAAAUGGGAAAUGGUCAAUUGUUGUCUGGGUUACUGUAAUCAAUUCAUUGAUUGAUAAAUUAAUAUGAAAGUACUCAGAAUAAUGCCUAAGGUUAAGAGUGAUUGGUUGAUUGUCUUUCUGGUGAAUCAGGAUUUCACUUUUUCUUUAUUCAUGCCCAAGUGAACAAAUUUUUUAUUUAAUUGAUACCUGUAAAUGAAGAGCUGAUUUAAACCUGAUUCAUGAGCAAUUUUGUUUGGCAUGAUGAAUUUCUGACUACUUUAUUCACAUGGAUUGAUAAAAGUUAUAAAACAGACCACAAAUGGUUCUUGAAAAAAUAAGAUAAGACGUUACAUCAUCUUAUGUUGUUUAUUAAGACUGGUCAAGAUUAGGAAAAGUAAACAAUUAAUUUGUGAAUUUGUUUUUUUAUUGUAAUGUGAAAUGUAAUCAUCUCAAAUUUUGUUUGAAAGUUGAAGAAUUUUGGAUAUUAUAGUGAUGCCUGAAGAGGCCAAUUAUUUUUA